GUGUGAUUGUCGGAAGCACAAAUCAUAGUGGAGCAAGAAAGUGUUUUGUCCCUAGCAGUUCUUUGCCCGUACAGGAAGUGGAACGUACGGGAUGUCCGAAGAAAUGGAGAUCAAUGACAUUGAUGAGGUCCAGGUCGAGUCUCCUCAUGCGAUUGGAGAGGACGGCAAGCACCCUAGCGCCGAACCUAGGCACUUCGCAAUGCCGACAAAGCAGGACGAUUUCCCGUCUGACCAGCAAGCUGAAGCAGAGGAAGCUCCAGAAGAUGCUAACCUCAUGAUGGAGGAUUCGCUCGCACUUUCCUCCUCUUCAAUGGAAGAGGAUGCUCUUUUUGCUGCGCGUGAUUCUCAUUUUCAGGGCGACAUCGCUUUUAGUCGUCGUCUUUCGGAGGACACGCGAGCCGAAAUUUGCCCGACCGCUAGUUGCGAUUCGAAAACGACCCCACGUGAAGAAAAACAUAUCAUGGAGACGACGAACAAAAAAGCAUGUAACGAGGACGAGGUCGUGUUGCACGAACGGCAGAGUAAACCUCCGUCUGACAGCGCUCUGCCGAGCCCCAUGGAGUCGUCCAACAAGGUCCUCGCGAUAACACCGAGUACCGCUUUUUCCUCUCCCGGUCUUGACGCUGAAAGAACCAAUGCAGAUGCUGCACGACAGGAGGAGAUCAUAACCGAACAUGGCGCAGUCGACGCUGGUGGACACGGAAUUGUUGAUAUUGAAUCGCACACCGCUAAUCAAACUGAGAACUUCGCUGGACCGCAUGCCCAACACCAUGCUGCGGGUAAUGUCUACACGCAGGUAAACACGCGAAGUCUGUGCAGCCGAACGACAAAAGCACACCAGCAGCAAGAAACAUCAUAUUCCAAGGAAAAUCUCAUCUCGACCGAGGUCAAGAGCAAUAGCAAAUCUGAUGAGAUCGAGUUAAAGCAAGAGGCAGUUUCUGUCGUCAUUCCGACCGCCAGCAGUGUGCCUGAAAGCUUGAGCUCCUGCGAAUCGGCCUGGAUUGUGGUUGAUGACAAACGAAAAAGUUGCACAGAGGACGUAGAGGAGGACGGGCUCGACAGUCCGCCGCUUCGUCCGAAGGAGCAGGCAAAAAGGCACCCAGAGCAAGACAAAGACAAGAAGAUUGUAAAAGCACCAGCCGCAAGUUCUGCGGAUGAUUCUUCUGGUGGAGCUUGCAGCUUUACAAGUACUUCUACUGGACGAGGAGGAGAGCUAGCGAGCAACGUUUUCGGAGGUUCUUUUUCCAGAGGUCUACCGCUCCGACCUGAAUCUCGUGAUGCUCUCCUCAAACAGGAGUUUCUGAACAAAUUGGAAGCAUUCUUUACAAAGAACCUUUUUUGGCAAAACUUGCUUCGCAACUGCUUUCACACUUGGGCAACCCGCGUCUUGUGUCAGAAGGGUGAAAAGAACCUGAAGAAACUUUUUGCGCCCGAAAAAAUCGGGGAACAAGCACAGACAGCACCCGAACAAAUAAGACUCGCGGAGUUGACGCGGGGCAAGGCGGACGCCGAGGAGGCACUGGCCGCCAGCGAAAGUGUGGCGGAGGGACUUCGGGCCAAAAUCGCGCGCAUGGAGCAGAAACGACGUGGGCAGGGCAGUGUGGAGCUGCGGGCUUCGAACAAUACGAGGCUUUUCAUCUCUGUCGGGACGCAAACCGUUGGGGCAGAAGUACAGGACAGAAUGCCCGCCGACCACAAGGGACACUCUGACUUUGGACAGGAAUCGAGAGCCUUGGAAAGUUCCGUGAUGUCGUCCUGCUCCACAAUUUUGUCUUCGCCGACUUCGAUGGUCAACAAGCGUAUCACGCCGCCGGUACCUGGACCUGUAAAUACAGCAAACAAGAGCCACUGCGCCAAAAACAGUACUUCUGCUAAGUCGAACACAGCCCGGUCCGUUCAAAAUUCUGCGACACUUAAACGCUCGACGGUGUCAAGCCGUCGUGCUACAACCACGCACGCUGCAUCUUCGACGAUGGGCACAAAAACCAUACCUGACAAUCUCCCGGGAACUUCAUGCAGCUCUACGACAGCGGCAACUUGCAGCUCUGCGACCACGACAAAAACAAAACUCCAGAUUCAGGAGGAGGCGCAAAGGGAAUUAGAGGCGAAGCUGGCCCUGAAAGACGAGAGGCACUCCAAGACUGAAUUGUUGUACAAGCGUGCCAAGGAGAGCUUGGCGGCACAAACGGCUAUCACACGCCGGUGCGAACUGGACAAGGUGGCCCUGGAGAAGAAGGUGAUCGCGCUGCAAAACCGAUUGGAGCAGUGGGAGCGACAGCGAGGAACAGCUUCUGGCGAUAGCAGUACACAGAACAGUCAGCUUUUCCCGAUCUCCGGUGUGCCACUUAGCUCCCCGAAAAGGACAACGGGGAAGGCGCUGGCGGGACCAAGAUUGGUGCAAGGACAACCGAGUGGACCACAGAUUGGUCGUUCGCCAGUGAAGAUAUCAAGUCCACCUAGUGUGCCUGGCUCGAACCGACCCUGUCCUCGGUCGCCCCGUGUGGCGGCAGCGGCUGUGGGUUCAAUUGGUCCUGCGGCGGGCCCGCGCGGCAGCACCGCGGCUGCCGCAGCAAAAACUUCGCGGAUGCAGAACACUGCUCGGUUAGACGCUUUGGUGAGUGCGGAGCUGGCUGCUGCCAAGAAAAGCGCCAAGAUGGCAUCUAGUUGUGCGGAAGUGGCAUCCACAGCAGUCGGAACUGUAAGUGUAAACCGGACCUCUAAGUGGUCUAACACUUCUGACGGAAAGGCCGCGCUAUCUACUGAGCACACGAACAACACGCAAGAAAGCGCGGAGGACGUCGUUGGAUCCGCAUCAUGCUUACUUCCCGAUCGAAGCAGUGCAAGCGCCAACUUCGAUGCUGCGGACGAACUACAGCAGGGCGAGCCUCAGAUUCCAGCGGCAGAAACUGUGAAAGUCCUUGCCAAGGUUCUGGCGAAAAUGCCGUCUCCCUCUCGAAGUGGCCGAGUUUCUGCUCGACUGGGCGGUGUGCCAUCGGUCGCAGUUUCAACCACUCGUGAAGAUCCUUCUGCUGUACAGGCGGCGGAAAACCGACCGCCCGAUGUGCCCACGCAAGCAUUUCGAACCCUCGCUGACGAAGGCGAAAAACCAGGAAACAAGAACAUGAAGCCGAGAGGUUGCGCUAAGGUCCUCUCCCACCCUCCUCGGCGGGCGAGCAACCCUGCGGGAGGACUUUAUUCGCUGCCGCAUAAAGCCGCGGAAUUCAUCAGCAGGAGAUCGCCCCGGGCUGAUGCCGCGAUUAACGCGUAUCGAAGCAGCCGAUCUUUGUCGACGCCACUCGGGAAUGGUAAAAGCUUGACCAAAACACCGAAUAAAGCGGAUAGGAGUGAACAAGCGGCGUCCCCGUCCAUAGGCCCUGACACCGAAAAGAACAUGACAUCAUCCUGCGCGAACACCCUGCCCGCUGCUACGACAUCAGCCACAUUGGUCUCCGCGCGCCAACUUCUGCAAACGCUUCGGGAUGAAAGACGUGCCUCGCUUCUGUCGUCGACUGCAGGGAAAGAGUAAAGACCGACGUCACUUCUUGUUCAUCUUCUUUCAGCUGCUACACGAGCGAUGACAGGAACGUCGGAAAAUUUUUACAACCUGCUCAGAAAUUCUGUUGGUAUUUGAUAACCUGAAAGAAAAUCUAUCAUCGGUAGCACCCCGACCCCAUGAAGUGUGAGUUUCAAAUUCAAAGGCCACAAGCAGCGGAACCGUUUGGACGCAGAAUAUCAAUAUACUUAUUCGCAGUGUUAAUUGUGGUGGUUUGUUGCCGCGACAUCCACGGAAUAAGAUCUCUUUCUCGGACACGGUUCGACGGAAAGCGAAAGAAAUCUGCAGAAAAC
Molecule: messenger RNA, 3846 nt
Organism: Amoebophrya sp. A120
Lineage: Eukaryota; Dinophyceae; Syndiniales; Amoebophryaceae
Source: the annotation of a GenBank genome assembly